GGAAGCGGGGCAGUGGCUGGGCCGGGCGAGGGCGGACGGAGCCGCCAGCGGUCUCGGCUGCAGCCGCCGGCGCUGCUCGGUGCGCGGGCGCGCCCUGACCCUUCCUCUUUGGGCAGGCUCAGGGGCGCGCGCGCGGUCGGCGUCCCGGGGCCUCGAACUCCAGGGCCUCGACUGGGCAGGCCGCGGAUCGCCCAGCCUGCCCCGCGUGUGAGUCGGCCGGGACCCGGCCGCCGCCAGCCGCGGGCGCCACUGGAGCGGCGGUGCCCGAAGACGCGCCCCAGGCUCGAAGAACAGCCCUGCGCGGUCGCCUCGUUCUCUGCAGCCAAGCGGCGGAUGUUCUUUUAAAGAAUAUUGAAGACGAAGUUUUUUGUUUUGUUUUGUUUUUUUGUUUGUUUUUUAAUGGCUUUACAGAAUUUUAAAUUGAAUACAAUUUGACAUGACGGCAAAAAAUGUUGGUUUGACUUCUACAAAUGCAGAAUUAAGAGGAUUUAUAGAUCAGAAUCUCAGUCCAACAAAAGUUCCGCACUGUCCAAGAGAUUGCAGUAGCCUACAGCUGUGGAAAUGACAACCUACUAAAAGGAAUGCAGCAACUCAAAAGAGGGAAUAUCCCUGGAUAAUCAGAUUCCUCCUAUGGGGGCAGAACUAAUGGAAAAGGUAACGUUUCAUUUGUUGCAUUUCCAGUUUCCAGCACCAACUCACCAACAAAGAUUUUACCAAAAACCUUAGGACCAAUAAAUGUGAAUGUUGGACCCCAAAUGAUUAUAAGCACACCACAGAGACUAACCAGUUCAGGAAGUGUUCUGAUUGGGAGUCCAUACACCCCUGCACCAGCAAUGGUUACUCAGACACACAUAGCAGAAGCUACUGGCUGGGUCCCUGGUGAUAGAAAACGGGCUAGAGAAUUUAUAGACUCUGAUUUUUCAGAAAGCAAACGAAGCAAAAAAGGAGAUAAAAAUGGAAAGGGCUUGAGACAUUUUUCAAUGAAAGUGUGUGAGAAAGUUCAGCGGAAAGGUACAACAUCAUAUAAUGAAGUAGCUGAUGAGCUGGUGUCCGAGUUCACCAAUUCAAAUAACCAUUUGGCAGCUGAUUCGCAGGCUUAUGACCAGAAGAACAUUAGGCGAAGAGUUUAUGAUGCUUUAAAUGUGCUAAUGGCAAUGAACAUAAUUUCAAAGGAAAAAAAAGAAAUCAAGUGGAUCGGCUUGCCUACCAAUUCUGCUCAGGAAUGUCAAAACCUGGAGAUAGAGAAGCAGAGGCGGAUAGAACGGAUAAAGCAGAAGCGGGCCCAGCUUCAGGAACUUCUCCUGCAGCAAAUCGCUUUCAAAAACCUGGUACAGAGAAAUCGGCAAAAUGAACAGCAGAACCAGGGCCCUCCAGCUCUGAAUUCCACCAUUCAGCUGCCAUUUAUAAUCAUCAAUACAAGCAGAAAAACAGUCAUAGACUGCAGCAUCUCCAGUGACAAGUUUGAAUACCUUUUUAAUUUUGACAACACCUUUGAGAUUCAUGAUGACAUAGAAGUGCUGAAGCGGAUGGGAAUGUCCUUUGGCCUGGAGUCAGGCAAAUGCUCCUUGGAGGAUCUGAAACUUGCUAAAUCACUGGUGCCAAAGGCUUUAGAAGGUUAUAUCACAGAUAUCUCCACAGGACCGUCGUGGUUAAAUCAGGGACUGCUUUUGAACUCUACCCAGUCAGUUUCAAACUUAGACCUGACCACUGGUGCCACCUUGUCCCAAUCAAGUGUAAACCAAGGGUUGUGCUUGGAUGCUGAAGUGGCCUUAGCAACGGGGCGGUUCCUUGCCCCAGACAGUCACCAGUCCGGCAGUGCGGCCUCUCACUGCUCUGAGUCCCGAGGCGAGACCCCCUGUUCCUUCAACGACGAAGACGAGGAAGAGGACGAGGAGGAUUCCUCCUCCCCAGAAUAAAGACAGGCGCAAACCCACGUUCUACUUUUUGAUGCUCAUGUGUGUUUUUAGUGUGAGCUCUUGUGUUUGAAACGAUUGCUUCGGUCUUUGCCUUUGUUUGCACUGUGUGUUCAGUGAAAACUAGGGAAACACAAUAAGCAAAUUACCUGAAGGCUGAGAGGAUUGAGAUGAAAGUUAACGUAGUGUGAAUGAAAACUCUGAACGACAGAGCAGUAGAUCACAUGGCAAACAAAGCAUGUACUCGGAGGUGGCGGAGGGGAUAGUCCCUGAAUUGACAGCACGAACGCAGCGCAUUUAUCUUCCGUGAGGCGGGGCGCCGCGGCCCCCAAACCCACGCAGCCCUCCUUGUUGCCGAGGUGGCUCGGUGAACAGUCCCCAACGGCCGUGUGCCCCACGCCCCGCUCCCUGCUCUGCGCUGCCUUUCGCGAGGCGGAGCUGAACACGAGAGGUUCCCGGUGGGAGGAGCUGUACAGCGAGGGAUGGAGACCCUCGUGGCCCAAAGAGCGCAGAUUGAACCGCUGAACUAGGUGCAAGUCUAGUCGAGGUGCUUUACGCAUCAGCUGCCUUAGACGGCUUCUAGAAAGGAGCGAACGCUAAUUCUUGAGUACUUAAGUGACAUUUAGAAUAAUUUAUAGUCAAACUGAAAUGAUCACUAUUAGCCAAUGCAUUGGUGCAUAGAAUUUUCUAGGGCUACUUCUGGAAGCCAAAAUAGAAUAGCAUUUCCACGUGCAUUAAAUACUUUGCCAGCACUGCCUUUCGCCAGCAACCUAAAUCUGGAGUUUUACAAGAGAAGGAAAUUGUCUCUAUCGUUUUAAUCAGAGCUAUGCAUUUCAUACAGCUUUUUCACCUAGAACAAAACAAAGGAACAAGUCCCCGUGACUGAGUUGCUUGCUUAUAGUUCCCUGCCGUAAUUGUAUGAUUUCACCCAGUGUGCAAUUUGUGAAAAUGAACUGUCAUUACUUUUGUCUGAAAAGUAUUUCCAGAAUAUGAACAGCAAUGUUUUCCUGUA
This is a messenger RNA of Balaenoptera acutorostrata (minke whale), 2925 nucleotides long. RefSeq names its product transcription factor Dp-2 (gene TFDP2). The transcript is spliced from 14 exons. Gene Ontology annotation, biological process: regulation of cell cycle; regulation of transcription by RNA polymerase II. Lineage: Eukaryota; Metazoa; Chordata; Mammalia; Artiodactyla; Balaenopteridae. Gene Ontology annotation, molecular function: DNA-binding transcription factor activity, RNA polymerase II-specific; RNA polymerase II transcription regulatory region sequence-specific DNA binding. Gene Ontology annotation, cellular component: nucleus; transcription regulator complex. The record is from RefSeq and is a predicted model, not a curated record. The coding region runs from base 756 to 1916 and encodes 386 amino acids.